AUGUUGUGCUUUAGGCCGACGUUCAUACAAAUAUGGAAGAAACGUUCGGUGGAGCAGUUCAGACCCGACCCGUACUUGGCGACGGCUGUGAACUGCAUGUCGUGGGUGGUUUACGGGCUGCCCGUGGUUAAACCGAAUUCCCUCCUGGUCCUGACCACCAACGGGGUCGGCGCCUUCAUCUCCUUCAUCUACAUAGCCAUCUUCGUCCUCUACUCCGACAACAAGAAACGGGUCAAGAUCUUGACCAUCCUCGUCGUCGAGAUUUGCUUCAUCGUUCUCCUCCUCCUCCUGGUCGUGUUCCUCGUACCCGCCGUCUCCCAACGAAUCUUGAUCGUCGGAGUUGUGUCUCUUGUGCUGUGUGUCAUCAACUACGGCGCUCCUUUGUCUGUCUUGAAAAUGGUGAUUGAGACGAGGAGCGUGGAGUACAUGCCGUUUUACCUGUCCUUGGCCUGCUUUGCCAAUGGUGCUAUUUGGACUGCUUAUGCUCUCAUCCGCAUCGACCUCUUCCUAGCGAUUCCGAACGGGAGCGGCGCAUUGCUGGGAUUGGUGCAGCUAAUCGUGUAUGUCACUUUCUACAAGUCUACACAGAAGCAAAUAGCAGAGGUCGAUCUGCUGGAGGUUGCUGUGGAUAGAGAUUGUGCAGCUAAGACAACGAACAAGGUUGCGAAUAGCCAUGCAGCUCUGAGUUCCCAAAAAACAAUAUACAUGCGGUCUGGGUCGAGGAGGGAACCCAAGCUAGUGGUAGAUGAUCAGUCCUCGGGCUGA
Linum tenue is the source of this 765-nucleotide messenger RNA. The record is from the annotation of a GenBank genome assembly. Lineage: Eukaryota; Viridiplantae; Streptophyta; Magnoliopsida; Malpighiales; Linaceae.